CUAGGAGACUGGCAAUGCGUUCUCGACUGUCGACGGUUGAUACUCGAUUUAAUCUCAAACGUUCACUCAGACUGAAGGUCUCAAACUGGGGCAGACUACUUUGGCAUUUGUUCAUCUCGUUUCUGUCGAAAUGCUGAUAGUGUUAUUCGAUAUAUCCACGGCUGGAGCUACAUGCUAACGAGUCAAUACUGAAAUUGACAUUAUUCAAGGGUUGAAGACAUCUGGCUAUUUCCAGUCGCUUGACAGACACUCGAAAUGCGGUUAUCGACUAUAGUCGCUUGCGUCCUGGUGACCUGUGGGCCGAUGUUGGCUGCGGGACAGAAGAAAAUGAUAUUCGUCAUCCCACGCACAGUCCGACGUGCCCAGACCACCCCCUGGCGUCAAUUCCCACGUCCCCCAUUCCCAAAAUUCCUGAGCAAUGAAAUGCCCCAAUCGCGUGGUCAUUCCUUUCCCCACCCGAAAUUUCCUCCAAAUACAAAAUCCAUUUUCCUCAAUCAAAACCACCCCCCCACGGACAACUUUGACCAGAGUCCCGUCAAGGUGAAUCACGUAGUGAUUCCCCAAGGUAAGGGAAUCACUCAUGCAUUCGGUAAUGGGUACAUACCUCACGAACCUAUCAACGAUCCCCCCGGUUCACCAGAUUCCAGUGGCUCCCCUGAGCAAAUUGAGCACAAUCCCUUGAAUUAUUAUUCUCACCCACAAGUGACUCAGCAGACAGACAACUAUCUCCAUCACGAUGAGGAGGGCCAUCAGCAUGACAAUCAGGAGCGCCGAACAGAUAAUCAGAGAGGCAAAUAUUUUUUCCAAAAAAAUAUUGCCAAGCCAUUCAACAAAGUUGUGUAUGGAAUUCCCAAGAAGCCAUAUUUCUCUCCUGAAAGUUUCCAGAACAAAGAUAAAUCAAUUCUGACAGCUGGGGGAGCCGCCGGGGGAAGCAAAGAACCGAUUGUUCUGCGAGAUGGUAUUGAUCUCAGUCAUUACCAUAAGAAACUGGCUGAGCUAGCCAGUACUUGGCCUGGAGGCUUGCAUGGCUCACCUGCAGCUGCAUUAUCGACUGCUGUGGCUCAUGGUACCAUUCCUGCUGGUGGAGGGGCGUCACAGCAGCUCUCAGGUCAUUUUCAGCCCAACGCCUUUGGAAUCAGCUUUUUGUCCUCAAACUCAGGGAUCGAACAGCCAGGAUACGCCGUCCAGGAGGACGUUCAAGAGGACACCAAUCAUGACUUCAGAACUCAACCCAUUCAGACUGCUCCUGCAGCCCAUCCUUCUGCACUUCAGGCCGCUGUGCCUCAACUUCAGUUCACAAUUUCACCGGAUCCCUUCAUGCCGUCCCUCCAGUUUCCGGCACCACAGGGGUAUCAGGGAGUCCCGGAACAUCUACAAGGGUAGAAGAUAUUUUUUUCAUUUCACGUACUAAAUGAUUUUACGGAGACAUCUGAAGGUAUUAAUAGACUGUUAAGAUAUUUUUUUUAUUGAUACACUGCAUGGAAAGAAGUUUUGGGUGAAAAUUAGACCUCCAGGGGGAGAAACGAGGGAGGAAGGUUGGUUUUAUUUAAAAAAUUAGCCUCCCACGUCUAAUUUUUCCGAUAAAACUUGACCUAAAAAGUGAUUGAUUGUCAUUUCGUCCCACUUUUCACCCUCCAGAGUCCGAAUGUUUAUCCAAAAUUUCUUUUAGUGUGAGAGGAAAUUUCUGUCACCUGUUGACGAUUUUCCACUAUCAAAUAUUUAUUUAAAAAUAUCUAAAACUGUAAUCUCCACUAGCGAUUAGCCAAAACAUCAAUUUUGACGGAUUUAUCUGUGAAAUUUUUCCGUACGUGUUUAUCCUGUUACCAAAGUUUUCUGUACAAUUCUGACUCCCCUGUUCACUCGCCAUUCACCCCUAAACUUUGUUGAUCAUUUUAUUAGUUAAAAGUGAAUCGUUAGAGACUUUGCUCAUGUUAGAUUAGAAACCAUGUGAUAACUCGUAGAUGUAGUCCCGACAAGUUUUCCAGUAGCUCUCGUAUUUUCCUGCAUUUAAUUAACACGAAUUUAUAUGAAACGAAUGUACUAAUGAUUGUUAUCAAUGUAUCCUAUGUUAAUGUGUUUCUACAAACCGAGAAAAAUGAUUUUUUAUCGACUCGUAUGACGGUCAGGGCUAGCUCUCAUGCCUCGCACAUCAGUUAUUAUCGAAUAAUUGCUGGUGUUCAUGUGUGCCUUCAUCGUGUGUAUCUCCGGUGCACACUGGUGCUCUCGGAAUAUCAUAGCACUUUCACUGGUGGUGCCGAUGACCAGUUGAGCGUUUGAAAGUCUAGAAAGUUUGCUGCAACAAGAUGAUCCCACAUUGGCAACAUCUCCGUAUCCAUGCGAAAUAUUUAUAAUGCAUUUAUUCAUGUAUUUAUCGAGAGAAACAUGUUUAUCAUUAGCGUUAAUGAUUUUUUAAUUUAUAUGAUAUUUAAUGACCGAUUUAUAUUCUGUGAAUUGGAAAAAAUGUAACGGAAAUGAAAUCACUAGAUUAUUAAUCGUAGAGAUUAAAUAGUUUAGAAAUCGGAGAAUGUAAUCUGAAUGUGGAAAAUGAUAAAUAUACUGAUAUUGAUACUAAAUAA
Molecule: messenger RNA, 2576 nt
Organism: Diachasmimorpha longicaudata
Lineage: Eukaryota; Metazoa; Arthropoda; Insecta; Hymenoptera; Braconidae
Exons: 3
Coding region: 256-1383 (375 amino acids)
Source: RefSeq, a predicted model, not a curated record